AUGAAGGAGGAGGGACAAUUGGAAAGCAAAGUCAAAGUAGCAGCGGAGGCAGCCAGGGCUAAGACCUUUUUUGACUUCUUGGGACAAAUAUUGUUUCGUUCCCAAUCAGUGAAAACACCAGCUCCCAAACGCAGUGGUCAGAUCCCGCCACCUCCUCGACCAUUGACUAAGCCAAAAUUAAUGGAGGAGCGCAAAUCUCGUCAACAAACCUCCCCAACGACAUCAUCUUUUGACAGUGCCACUGCGAUCAAUGCCCAGACCACAUCAUCAGCACCAACCUCAAAUUUGCGACAAGAUGUCUUUCGUGUCACACUUUAUGUCUUCCACUCCAGUCUUCUUCUCGUCUCUUAUCUGGCAUGGACCGCCUUCUUCAUCCUCCUCUUGCCUGCUUUCUGCAUCUCCUAUUGUAUUCGGCAAUUUGGCCUCCUUCUUGCCCAACAUAGACGGAGCAGUCUGGUGGAAACACUUUCUUCCCUCUCCCUUCAUUACCUCCACGGAGAAGAUGCGGGAAGGACUACCGUCGUAUUGAUCUAUCUUGGCAGUCCAGGAAUCAAAAUAGCAGCUCUAAAGCGCCUCCUUGUUCAACGUAUAUUCUCGACGACUCAAAAACGGACGUCAAAUGGAUCUCAGGGGAUGGAAAAGUGGUUUUCAGAGCGGUUGCAACAAACAAUUGUGCCCUUACCGACAGGCUAUGCAUGGCAAAGAUGUACUUCAAUCAACAUCGAUGAACACGUCAUGCCGGCAUAUUUGGUUGGACAGAAUCGACUUGGCUAUGGACGGCGUCUGUCACCGAAAAAAAAACCUCCUGAAGAGGAAGGGAUGGUGGAGGCGGAGAAGGAUCCUGUUGAAUUGCUAGUUGGACAGUUAGCUGCAGUAGGACUUCCCUUAAAUCGGCCACUUUGGCAGGUGCAUCUUGUAGAAGAUUACUACGAUACAGUGAGUUUUCCUUUUUAA
Hydatigera taeniaeformis is the source of this 954-nucleotide messenger RNA. The record is from the annotation of a GenBank genome assembly. NCBI's taxonomy places the organism in Eukaryota, Metazoa, Platyhelminthes, Cestoda, Cyclophyllidea, Taeniidae.